AUGGCUCCCAAACCGCCUCCCACACAUCCUCCCCCGCCUGGCACAGCCUCUGUACCUUUCAGCCUGUCUACUCUCAACGAGUAUAACUCAUUGGGACAAGCAUCGUCAAUCGUAUCGUUCCAAAACAUCACAUUCCAACAACCCUACCAGAAGUACUCCACGGAAGAACUCAGACUUGCCGAUUAUCAGGCAGGCAGAAGAUUUACUGAACCUCUCAGUGGUGCUGGAGUUGCCAGUCCAACUGCUUCUGCAUCAAGCAAUUUCGGGGCCACUAACGGUACGGCUGCUGUCUCGAAACCGAAGGAGACUAUUGCAAGCAUCUUUGGAAGCAACAGCUCUGAUGGUGGUGGUUUAUUUGGGAACAACAACAACAACCCACCCAGUCUCUUUAGCAACACCAGCGUCACCAAGCCUGGCCCAACUGAUAGUGUCAAGUUCAACAGCAUUCCUAGUAGCAGCUCCGGAAGCACCGGUUCUGGUGGUGUCGGUUUAUUUGGGAGCAUGACAUUCUCGUCCAGUGUCUUCGCCAACACCAGGUUCGCCAACACUGCAGCAGCCACUACCGUCAAGGCCACCAACUCUACCAGGAACCUCUUUGGAAGUAACACGGCUCAGGCCCUGUCUUUGCAGCCCUCCAAGCCUAUCCCUUCCUCGAAUACUUCCACUCCUGCGACGAAUCUGUUUUCCUUCACUCCCUUCACUUUUCCCAAGAUGGUGACUCCUCAACAGAGCGCUUCUCCCACGUUGUCAGACGCCAGUACCACCGCGGCUAAGCAACAGCUGAAUUCCCAACCAGCCCCCAUCAUCUUCUCUGGCACUGUCACGCCAAACAGGGACCUCCGUUCAGCAUCCGCGGCCAGAUGUGAAUCCAAGAGCAUCAGCACAGAGCAGGAAAGCAGUACUAAUGAGGAAAGCGAUGCCACCAGCGAUUGCGAAUCGACAACUGAACACGAAGACCCUAUCCCGACGGCUCACCUGCGUCUCCUCGAGCGUCGCUUGGACUUGGAUGAGCUCAAUGAGAUUUCGACCACCCCGCUUUUCACAGAGCCAGUCCGCAAGUACGCGAACAGAAUUGCCAAAACCGCCCAUGGUCAGGAACCGUUUACCCAAUACGGUCUGCUUGGAGGAGAUAUUGGCUCUCUUGAAUCAGGGGAGCCAGCCAACCCGGAUCCGCGCGUAUUCUGGAAUAUCGCAGCGCCCUCGAGCUUUUUCAUUUGUGGCAGCCAAGGCUCCGGCAAGAGCCAUACGCUCUCCUGCCUGCUAGAGAACGCAAUGGCUCCAUGCGAGGCAAACGUCCUUCCUCAUCCGCUGACUGGAAUUGUGUUUCAUUACGACACUUUUAUAUCUGACGCCGGUGGAUCCCCCUGCGAAGUGGCCUGGUUGUCCUCCAAUCCCAAGAUCAAAGUGCGCGUAUUAUGCCCGCCGACAAACAUCCGGACGAUGCGCAAAUUGUACGGCAAAUUCCCCCACAUUGUCAUUGAGGAGCUUCGCCUUAACGAGGCCUCUCUUGACACCAAGCGUAUGCUUGACCUGAUGGCAGUCAGCUCUGGUACCUCUAUGCCGCUCUACCUCCAUGUGCUCAACCGUGUCCUGCGUGAUUUGCGCAUUAAGCAGCAAGAAAAUGGCGGCUCCUUUGACUAUGCCGCCUUCAAACGGAACAUGUUUUCUCAAGAGCUUACAGAUCAACAGCUCGCUCCAUUAAAGCAGCGCCUGGAUACUCUGGAAAGCUUCAUGGUUGAGCAACAGGCCAAGGCGUACGUACAAGGCGGUCAAGCAAACCCCAAGACAUCGACCAAAGCAACUAGAGGCAACGACUGGACCCCUCGUGCUGGUACGCUUACCAUCGUCGACCUUUCUUGCCCCUGCGUGACCUCAGAGAUGGCCUGUUCAUUGUUCAACAUCUGCUUGUCUCUAUUUCUUGAACAGGACCCCAACAGCAUUGGGCGUAUCAUUGCGCUUGAUGAAGCUCACAAAUACAUGAGCUCGGACACUGGAUCGGCUGAGUGUCGCACCUUGACGGACCGUCUCCUUGAAACGAUCCGCCUUCAACGGCAUCUGGGAGCUCGCGUCAUUAUCUCGACCCAGGAGCCUACAAUUUCUCCCAAGCUCCUUGACCUAUGCAGCGUUACAAUUGUGCAUCGGUUUACCAGUCCCGACUGGUUGAGGGCUCUGUCCAAGCACUUGGCGGGUGUGAGCAAGGGCGGGAGGAUGUUGGAAAAGGCUUUGGCGAUGAACCAAAACGGGGCUGGUGAUGAGGGCAUCGAGAAUGUUGGUGUCAAUGCAUUGUCCUUGGGCUACAGCGACCCUGCCAUGGAACUUUUCUCCAAGAUCGUGGCUCUCAGAGUUGGCGAGGCGCUGGUAUUUGCACCGAGCGCAAUCAUGGGUGUGCAGAAGGCCAGUCCUCGACCUCCCUCCACAUCGACACCUACACCCAAGCCUGAUGCUGGAUCUGUUGAAGGUUUACAAUCUCAGCUGGAGCGCAUUGAUUUGAGUCCGCAAUCGGCUAGCGACAAGCAAAAUCAGGAGGCCGUAACAUCCGCCACCGCUACCUCGACUGGAGCCGAGAAACCCGCCUCUUCCACUUCGACGACGACAUCUGCGACAGUCAAGAGGCUGGCCCACGGCGUGCUCAAAGUGCGUAUCCGUAACAGAACUACUGCCGAUGGAGGCCGGAGUAUUAUGGCCGCCUAG
Molecule: messenger RNA, 2691 nt
Organism: Sordaria macrospora k-hell
Lineage: Eukaryota; Fungi; Ascomycota; Sordariomycetes; Sordariales; Sordariaceae
Source: RefSeq, a predicted model, not a curated record